Molecule: messenger RNA, 1209 nt
Organism: Gambusia affinis (western mosquitofish)
Lineage: Eukaryota; Metazoa; Chordata; Actinopteri; Cyprinodontiformes; Poeciliidae
Product: LBH domain-containing protein 2-like
Exons: 4
Coding region: 173-493 (106 amino acids)
Source: RefSeq, a predicted model, not a curated record
AGAACGUUCUUUGCUCCUCCGCCUGUCGCCCACAUCAUCAUCAUCAUCAUCAUCAUCAUCAUCAGCCGCAGCAGCAGCAGCUGAAGCAUCACCGGCAGCAGGAUCAGUGUGAUGAGGCAGCGGAGGAGGGAGACCCUUCUGCUCUGAGACUCUGGAUCAGCCCGCAGACAGGAUGGCUGAUGUUAUGAACUCUUUGGAGCCUGGGACGGAGGACUUCAGCACAGGAGGAGCUGCAGGAGAUCAGGACUCAAUCUUCCCAGAAACACACGAGAGGUUUCCGAAGCUGUCCAAGAGGCUUCCCUCCAUUGUGGUGGAGCCAAUGGAUGCGGCUGAGGUGGAGAGCGGCGAGCUCCGCUGGCCACCAGACGAUCCCGGAUCCCCAGACGCCCAAAGUGAGAGACGGAGAGCUGGCGAUCAAACCGCAGGUGAGGAGAAGUCAAAUGCCGGAGAGAAUGAAGAGGCUUCAGGCGUAGAGAUGCAGGAGUCAAACUGAACCAAACCGCAUGAAAUACACUGUUACUCUACAGAGCUGACUAGCAGAGAGCCUCAUGAGGACAGAACCUAACAGGAAGGUGAAAUACGGCAGGUCGGCUGACAAGCAGAUUUUUAAACGACAGCCUGUGGGGUCUGGAGCCAGAGUUGAGUCACUUUUUGUUCUUAUUUAGGUUUUACGGAUUAAAAGAUUUUAUUUCUGGGGAACCAAUAUAUUGUUUAUCUAGUUUCCAUUACUCUGCUUAAAAGUAGGUAGACUGUAAAGUUGUUUGCUUCACAAUGAUAAUAUAUAUAUAUAAAAAAAGGCAAUAACUCCAGGCAGCAAUAAAUACAAAGAUGUUUCUUCUAAUUAGACUUUUGCUAUUUGUACAUAUUUGUAGUUUAAAUUUGAAUCCUCUUUCCUCUGGCUCCAAGCCCUCUUCGUCCAGAUGCACAUCAUCAUCAUCAUCCUCAGCACAUCUGGCGAGGGCGGAUGUCUCUAAAUGCUUUAUGAAGUAUUUAGCUCUUGUGUGCCAUAUUAUUACUUAUGGUAGCUGCUGUAUUUUGUGCAGUUUUACACUCUUUAGAUAAAAACAAAAGUCGUUGUCGCGUGCUGACUGCUGUGGUAAAAAACAUGGUGAUUUUGGUCUCACUAUCCACUUUGAAUGAUAGCUUUGAAGAUAAAUAUGUAUCUUUUAUUUGAUGUUAUGCCAUUCUGUAAUAAAUUAUAUAUGUAAA